Messenger RNA from Lactuca saligna, 813 nucleotides. NCBI's taxonomy places the organism in Eukaryota, Viridiplantae, Streptophyta, Magnoliopsida, Asterales, Asteraceae. The record is from the annotation of a GenBank genome assembly.
AUGGUGAAGCAAGCGUUUUGCUCGUUGCCUCCUCAGAUCACGACGAGGUUGCCUGAAGCCUCAUCGGUUUCUGCCCCUUAUGUUCUUCUCGCUCACACAAGAGAAAAUGUUUACAUCUUUCAAUUGGUAAAAACAAUUGCUUCAUUUGCCUAUAAAUCAUUCCAUGUUUCUAUCGAUUGCUUCAAUUUCUUCCGUCUUCUGAUUUGCCUGUGUAUACUAUUGCUUCUGACUUUGCGAUUGCCAUUCUUUUUGUUGCCUGAUUCAUCCAUGGAAAUUAAUGUCAGGUACGUCUUCUUCAUUACCGGUGGUGGCUAUUAUAGCUUUGAGGAGAAAGAAGGAAGAAAAACUAAACGACUAAUGUAUUCAAUGGAAAAAAGGAAGAAACUGAAGGAACAAACUGAAAAUAUACCUGCUGUCGGUAAUGACUUCAGUGGCGUCGUCGGAGGAAGAAGAUGGGUUGCGGCGGAGGAAGGCGGGCGUCGUCGCUGGGCUUCGUCGCUGGGGUCGCCGACGGUGUCUUCCGUGGCGGCGUCGCUGGGAGGAGAGAAGAGAACAUGAUGCAAGGCAAGAAGAGUGGAAGGGAAGAAAAGAAAAGAGGUGGUCGAAUCGUUUAGGGCAAAUAGAAACGCGCAUUCGUUUUUAAUUUUCAGACUUUGUUUGCCAUCUGAAAAAACAAGAGGCAUUUUUAGUUUUAAGAGGUAAAAAUUAAUACACAAACAAACGCUCUGAAUCUUAAAUUUUAAGACAUUGCCUCUUAAUUUUGCAAUUAAGAGGUAAACAAACAGCCCCUAAGUCUUCAAGUGUGACAACCCG